AUGGCCAUUUACGGUGAGAAACGGCAGUAUACGUUAACGUUUCUGGUAGCUGUAGUGCUCGACCUUGGUUGUCAUAUUGGAGAAGUUCGCAGUACUAUUUUGAAUUCUCUCAAUGUUGAAAUGGUAAACAACCGUGAUGCAGCUAUUAAUAUAUUAACUUGUAUAAGUGAAGAAAAAGUGAACAAGUUGAUUCAGCGUACUUCUAAUAAUCGUCUAACGAAGAAAAUUAAACGUUUAAAUUAA
Messenger RNA from Rotaria socialis, 243 nucleotides. Lineage: Eukaryota; Metazoa; Rotifera; Eurotatoria; Philodinida; Philodinidae. The record is from the annotation of a GenBank genome assembly.